This is a messenger RNA of Cherax quadricarinatus, 6712 nucleotides long. NCBI's taxonomy places the organism in Eukaryota, Metazoa, Arthropoda, Malacostraca, Decapoda, Parastacidae. The record is from RefSeq and is a predicted model, not a curated record.
GGUCACCCGUCAGACAUAAGGACCAAUCAACGAAACCGAUAUAUUCACUGCCUUGGAAGCCAUGUAAACAAGGCGGGAUUCAGUAAUAUACUUUGCAAUGAGUGUUUAUUAUGAAAACUCUGUGAUUUAGAUAUUUGAGACAGACCAUACAGUUGCCAGGAAAAUGGAUGAAACACAAGCACUAGACUGUACUCAAGCACUUGAUGACUGGAUUAAUGAAGAUGAUGACUCAACCGAACAUUCUUUAGUUGCUUGGCUGGAGGUUGAUGGAAGGCGUCAUGACAUACAUCUUGGUGAAACAAAGAUAGGUCGUGAUCCAGAAACAUGUCAAAUUGUACUCCACAAUAAGGUCUUGUCAAAGCAGCACGCUGUAUUUGAAGUUGAGGGAGAUAUACACACCAUAGCUGACCUCGGCAGUAUGAACAAGACCAGGAUUGGUAAGAUGAUUCUGAAACCUAAUGUGCGGUUUGCCCUGCAAGGUGGAGAGAGUCUGCGUUUUGGGGAUGUGCAAGCCAAGUAUAUCAUUAAACCAAAGAUCCAGAAUCAAGACAGUGGAUCAGAGACAGAGUCAGAACCUAUGUUUUCACUGAAUGAUUCUGAAGAGAAGCCGACCUCACCAGUAUCAAGCCAUCACCUGUCUGAUUUCAUCCCAGAGACCCCAGCAGCUACUAAAACAAAUUCAACUCAGAUUGACAUUGAUAGUAAGACAUUUGUUCCUGAGUCACCAUCAGCCUCGCAGAACACACACAUCUCUGAAAAUCACACAAAGUUGAUAGUGCCAGAAUCUCCAGACAAUAUAUCUGCAGUAAAAAUUGUGUGUGAGGAGAAUGAUGAUAGUUUCUUCUUUGACCCUUCUCAGCAUGCUAAAGAGAAGCAUGUCAUUGCGUCUUAUAAGAACAGUAAAGUACAACUAACUCAUGCCACAGCUAGAUGUGAAGACUUCAAAAUAAGAGAAUAUAAUAGUGAUGUGAGCACUGAUGUUGAGGAUGAUGAUGUUCCAACACAACUGUUUAGUGAGUCACAUGCACAAAAAGAUUUAUCAACAACUAAUAUGGAACUAAGCAAGAAUAAGGAGAAUACUCUCAAAAAUAAUGAAAAGGACAUGUCUGAUUCAGGUAUAAGUAUGUCUAGAGAUACUAACACCAAGAGUACUGAUGAUGACCAGUCAGGGAAUAGUAAUGUAAGUGCUGAAAUUGAAGAUAUUUUUAAUCAACCGACUCAGGUGUAUCCUGUCUUGGAUAAGUCUCCAAAAGUGGCAAGAAAUACUGAAUACACAGAUGAAAUGUCACCGUCAGUUCAAAAUGAGGCAAGCGAUAGUACCCAGGACAUUAUGAAUGCCUUUGAUCUGCCAGUAGUAAAGAGCAGUGCAAAAUCACAAAAUAUUCAUGAAGAUGAUGACGAUGUACCCACACAAUUGUUCUUGGAAAAUGAAGAAUCACCUGUAUUCAAAAAACCUUUUGCUAUGGCACCUAAAACAAAAAAAAAUCUCUGGGAUGAAAUAUACAGUGAAAAUGUGAAUGCUGACAUUUUAGAGGCUGCAACUCAGCAAUUUUCAUCAGAUGAUCAUCAGUCAAAAACAGUAUGCAAUAAUGACAAUAUUUUUGUUGCUCCAACUUUACCUUUUGAUGAUCCAGACUCAAGUUAUAAAUUUCAGCUACAAAGUAAAAGUGUGCAAAAGGAAAAAUGUAGUAUUGGUAUUUUUGAUGAUAUUUUCAGCCAGCCUACACAACUAUAUUCUGAUAGUAAUACAGACACCAUCAAUGAAGAUAAUAUACCCACUCAGCAUUUUGAUCCAGCACCAAAAGAAGAAUUAAUUAACAAUGAGGAUAAACAAGUAGAAAAAAAUCAAAGUGAUGAUGAACUAGAUAUAUUUAAUAAACCAACACAGAUAUUUUCAACACCCAAACCUAAAACAAAUGAAAACUGUGAUUCUCCAAUAAAUAAAUUUACAAAUGUCUAUUUGUCAGGAAAGAAAGGCACGGGGGGAAAGAAAAGCACGAUAACGUCCCUAAAUUUAUCUCCUGUUUCUGUUGGAGGACAAGACAAUGCCUGUGAUGAUGAUGAUGAUUUACCCCCUACACAGCUCUUUACUGAACCCUCAAUAUUGAAUAAAUCACCUAUGUUAAAGGUUGAUACAACACCAACUCAAUCUAUUUUACAGGAGGUUACUAAGAAAACAAAUGCUUCAUGUGCUGACACUUUGAAGGAAUCUGAAGCAUCUACUCAUGUUGAAGAUAGUGAUUAUGAUGCACCUACACAGAUAUUUAAAGAAAAGUCUAUAACUGAGGACUUAAAUGAAUGUGAUGCUCCUACUCAAUUAUUUACUGAUAUUUAUGACAAAGUGAGUGAUAAUUCACCCCAAGAAUUGAUCCCUGGUGAGUCAAACAAUUCUAGUAAAGAGUUACCUAAAGGUAUUUCUCAAACUUGGGCUCUAUUAGAUGCUGAUGAAACACAGGAUCUUACCCUUGAUGGUGGUUUGGCUAUUGACAAGCCGUGUUUAGAUACCCGAGAACCUUCACUCUCGGUAGAACAAGCAGGCGAAUGUGAGAAUAUUGACAUUCAUGACUCCUCAUCUAAUGUGUCAGAAAAUUUAUUGGAUGACAUGCAGGCAAAAGGUGAGAAUGAUGGUAUACCUUUGAGCUUAAGAUCAGGAAAUUGUAAUGGCUCAUCAUCUGCUUCAGAUGAUGCUUCAUAUAGCACAGACUCGAAAAAAACUGGUGCAUCCACAAUAGAAAAGGAAAGGAUGGAGGAAAUAAUAUUAAAAGAUAGUGUAGUAGAUAAUUUGCAUAUCAAGCAACAAGAUACGUCAAAAACAAGUGCUAUUGCAGAGAAUGAGGGCUACAAUUCUGAUGAAAGUACAGAUAUUGAAAGUGAGCUUGUAGUUUCAGACAUUUUAGAGCAUACAAGUAAAGCUGACAUUUCACAUGGAAGUGAAAUGUCAAAGCUGGAGCUAAGCUCUGAAUCAAAUGUUCAAGGAAAUAAAGAUUGCAUCACACCUUUGACCACUGCCUCCCUUCUAUUAAGCCCCAAGAAUCUCAAUGAUAUGGCAUCUACAGGAAACUCGUUAACAAAAAAUCAGGAAUUACACAGAGAAGCAAAAGUUGAAGACAAUGAAAAGUAUCAGUUUAAGCGUGUGUCCAGAAUGUUUCCUGUUACUUUGUCAUCAGAAACUCUUCCCUCAUCCCAGAGCCAGUCGACCCAAGAUUCUUCCCCUUUAAUCGAUAUGCCUUUUGCGAACAUAAGUAUUCUUGAUAGCAAGCAGAAUACAAGUCAAGACACUGCUUCUAAUAAUUUGCAGAAUCAAAAAAAUGAAAAGAAAUUAAGCAACCUAGGAAAAAAACAUAAUAUUAGUGACAGUGAUUCAGAAGAUGGGGUUUGUGAUGUCUCUCAGAACCUUUUUGAUUUGCCACUAGAACACAACCAAGGAGAAAUACAAAAUAAACACAAGGAAAACUUGGAUAAUAGUGAAAGUAAAACUUCAAAGAAAGGUCAAAUAAAUAAGACCCUGAAGAGAGGGGGUAAAAUAACUGAGACUCCAAAAGGAGAGGGUACAAUAAAUGAGUCUCACAAGGGAGAAGAUAAAAUGAAGAAGACAUCUGUGGGAGAGGAUAAAAUAAAUGACACCCUAAAGGGAAAUGAUAAAAUAAACAAGACUCCAAAGGGAGAGGAUAAAACAAAUGAGUCUCCCAAGGGAGAUAAAAUAUAUGAGACACCAAAGGAAGAGGAUAAACUAAAGCCUCACAAGAGAGAUAGUACACUAAGUGAAACCCUAAAGGGAGAGGAUAAGAUAAAUAACACCCUAAAAGGAGCAUCUCCAAAGAGAGAGAGCAAAAUAAACGAGUCUCCAAAGAGAGAGGGCAAAAUAAAUGAUUCUCCAAAGAGAGAGGGCAAAAUAAACGAGUCUCCAAAGAGGGAGGGCAAAAUAAAUGAGUCUCCAAAGAGAAAGACUACAGAGAUUCAUUCAGAAACUGGUAAGAGUGAAGUGGAGACUGCUGAAGGAAAUAAAAAGGCUCCAAAAAAACAGAUAGAGAAAAAAAUAGAACAAAAUGCUGAAAAUACAUCAGGUGAAGAGAUUGACGAAACAGCAGCUGUCAGUACUAAGGAUGAGAGUACAUGUGAGAGUAAUUCAAGAAUUAAUAGCUCUCUUUCAUUUACUCCUAAAACAAGAAAGAAACAAAGCACAUCCGUAGAUACGGUGACAUUUUCGAUAUCCAAUAACAGAAGCCCUGAUCUUAAUUGCACAAGGAAGUCGAAAAGGAAGAUUGAGUAUAAUGAUGAAUUAUUUAACAACAGUAAAGGAAGUGACAGUUUUAUAGGAUUUAAUGAAUCUCCAGCAAAAAAGGAAAAGAUUCUUGGCGAAAGUGAAGACAGGCUCAAAAACAAGAGAGAGAAUGAAAAAGUAAAGUGUGAAUCUAAAACAGCCCCUCAAAAUAUAACUGAGGCAUGCUUGAAAGAGGAUAGUAAUCAUUUGCCUGAGAUUAUUGUGGGUAGAACAUCAACAGCAGAAAGGUUCACAACUAGCAUUUCAGAUGGUGUUAGAAAAGAGAAGAUAGUGAACAAUAAAGACUCUGGAACAAAAGAGGUUAGUAAACAACAAUUUACAGGACACCAUACUAGGAGUAAAGAUAAAGAAAAUGAAAAGUCAUUGCCUGCAAGAGAGAAAAGAAAACGUGGAACUGCAAAAACUAAUUCCGAAGAAGUAAAUGUAGUAGAACGGAGAACGAGGACAAAGAGUAAAGAAUCGAUUAAUGAGUCACUAAACAGAGAAUCCUCUACUUGCAGAGAUAGUGCAGGUGAAGUAACAAUAGAUGAUGUUCAAAACAUCCGCCGUAGUGGUCGCAAAAGACAAAAUUCUGACUCUAGCACUGUCAGUAAUUUAAGCAUUCUCAGUGUCAGUAGCAAUCGAAAUGCAGCAAAGAGUGAUCUUGGAACCUCAAACACUUCAGCAGAAUCUGUUACAAAGGGAAGAUUAGAUCAAUCAUUCAUUAAAGAUGAGAAGUCAAAUAUGUCAACUCAGAGAGUUGUAGAAAAUGGAAAAAAAGUCAGAAUGAGCAAGAGGAGUUUAUCAUCCAUAAUUGAUGAUGAUAAACAUGAAGAGCCUGAUAUAAUUGCAGAGCCAAGUAUUACUAAACUAAGUGACAGAAGAGAGAGUAGCAGACCAAGAAUGAAUAAAAGGUACAAGUGUCCUGAUCUUCCUGUGACUGAAGUUAGUACAAAUAAAUCAAGAACAGAAGCAAAUAAAAAAGAAGAUUCAGAUGUAAAAGUUACGAUUGAAACACUAGGUGUGAAAAAUAAGAAACCAGAAACUGGUGCAGAGUUAAAUGAACCUGAAAGUUCUGCUCAAGGACGAUUGAACAGUAGUAGAAUCCGUCGAGCGCCAAAAAGAUUUUCUUGUGAUGGUAAUAUAACUGAUGUAGCACAACUUGCUUCAACUAGGAGUAGCCGGACCAGGAAAGCUCAUACCUUGGAAACCCUACAAGAACCUGUAGAAACAUUACCUGCAAAGAGAGGAAGGCAUUCAGCUAUGCCUAACCUCAGUGUACCUACAGUGAAUCAUGAAGAAGUAGAAAUAACGCAAGCCAGACAAAACAGUACCCAAAAAAGGAAUGUUGAUGUUGAUGACAGUAAAAACGAAAAUGAUACUACACAAAUCCACAAAGAGGAUGCAAAUCUACUACUGCAAAGUCCAUGCCUUUGCUGGAGAAAAGUUAGUUUACAGGAGACUAACAUUCAGCAAACGAAAGUAAAAACAUCAGGAACUUCAUGUAAAACACGGGCUAGCAUUGCCACAUCAAAUCUUGCUACCAAAGCAGAUCUGGUUGUUUGUAAAAAAACAAGAAAUAGCAUGAUUGUGGAAAAGACCAAGAGCGGGGAUAGAGAUACUGCAGAAGUAAAAUAUGAUGCAGGAUCUAGUCGUUCAUCAAGUCAGUCAAGUGAAGACAGUAAAGUUUGUCAAAGAUCCAAGAGAAAGAGAGGUGCUGACAAUUCCACAGACCAGCUGCUGUCUACUCCAAAAUCCACAAGAAGUGGAAGAAGUAGAAUUGGAUCACCCUCCUUGAAGGACAGUAUACUGUGGUCACCAUCCCAGAGACAGCAGCAAGCCAGUACCAAACCAAGGGUUCUCUUCACAGGCUAUAAGGAUGCAAAUGAUGAGAAGAUUGUCAUUAGUUUUGGAGGAACUGUUUGUGAGUCCCCACGAGACUGCACAGUUCUUGUUACAGUAAAUAUUCGUAGAACAUGCAAAUUGUUAGCUGUCAUUGGAAGAGGAUUACCAAUAGUGUCUCCUGCAUGGCUGGCAGCUUCAAAGAGAGCAAGAAACUUUGUUGAUCCUUGGGAAUAUUUGGUCAAAGACACUGAGGCAGAAGAAAAGUAUGGAUUCCGGCUAGACCAAUCCCUUCGUUCUGCAUCCAGGGUUUUGCUCUUUGAGGGUUUGUCGCUUCAUGCUACCCAUUCUGUCAAACCACCACCUGACCAAAUGAAAGGAUACGUUCACUCACCGAGAAACAACACGAUACCGCCUGAGAAUGCCUGUGGGAGGUGGCUUUGUGUGCGCUCUGGGUGCUGGUCAGGUUCCAUACCAUCGACGAAAACGGAGGAAAUCGAUGAAAACGGAACCCAAUAUUUUGACGAAAAAAGUCGACAAAAACGGAAAUCAGCUAUAACAGAGGUAGACGACAAGGGAGGGUACACUGUAUAGCUUUUCUUUUUUAAC